AUGUUGCCACCAUUCACGUCAGUAUUAUGGGUGCCAGGCGAGAAUUUCAAGGUCCCCGACUGGUUCCUGAGCAGGCACAAGGACUACAAGGACGGCCGCUACUCGCAGGUCGUGUUCAACGGACUCCACAUGAAGAUGCGCCACCACCUCGAGCGCCUCAAGACGAUCAGGUCCACCGGCAAGGCAAGGCGUGGGACCAGAGUGUGCGCCCUCGUCUUUGCGCCUUCAUGCCAGGAGUGCAGGGAGGUGAAGGAGAAGUUUGAGAAGACAGCAGAGGAGCUUGUGGGCAUGAUGGUGCAUGGCGUCAUGGCAUGGAUGGUCUGCACGUGCAUGGAGUAUAUGUGUUGCCCCCCAUGCGCUCACUCUCUUAUCUCCCUCUCCCCCCCUUCAUCCGCCCAUAUCUUCCCUCAUCCCAACAAAUCUUUAGGGGAGUGGACAUGCAUGCACACAGAUGAAGAUGCCACCAGUCUCGCAAUCAAGUACGGGGCGAAGGAGCCGUGUGGAGAGACGCUGCUCUUGCCCUUGGGAGACGACAAGGAGGAGAACGAACCUGAGGUGAGCUCACUUCACAUGCCGGGGAUGAUGCGCCAUCUUCACUUGUCUGUGCCAUGUCAAAACGCGAUUUCCUUUCCCAUUGUUUCCCUUCCUUCUCCUCAUCCCUUGGAAGACGUCAAAGAGGAGAAUGAGCCCGAGGUGGGCUCACAUCUUCGGAAUGAUGACACCGUAACUUCUUCGACAUUUGUCCAAUGCUCCAAGCGUAGAGCCGCCUUCUCGCUGCCAUGUGCCAUUUCCCACUCAUCUGUGCCAUGUCAACAUGCUAGUUCCUUUCUCACCCCUUCUCAUUCCUUCGCCUCAUCCAUCCUUCUUCCCCGCCCCCACCAAAACCACCCCUCACCAGCGCAUGCGUCCUGUAAUGUAACGGCCUCCCUCAAGGCGCUGACGUCAGCGGUGUAUGCCCUUGCGCCCGACUCCUUUGUGCGCCACAUCACUGCCUACUCACUCGAGCUCUUUGCUCGCACCAACCCGCUGCAGCCCAAGUCUCUGGUACACCAGAGCAAGGCAUGA
Molecule: messenger RNA, 1065 nt
Organism: Closterium sp. Yama58-4
Lineage: Eukaryota; Viridiplantae; Streptophyta; Zygnematophyceae; Desmidiales; Closteriaceae
Source: the annotation of a GenBank genome assembly